Molecule: messenger RNA, 448 nt
Organism: Nanorana parkeri
Lineage: Eukaryota; Metazoa; Chordata; Amphibia; Anura; Dicroglossidae
Gene: SCRG1
Product: stimulator of chondrogenesis 1
Exons: 3
Coding region: 136-429 (97 amino acids)
Source: RefSeq, a predicted model, not a curated record
UCCUAGUAUUACUCUUUGGCCCCUUCUCUAGUACUGUACCUCAUUCUGCACAGCACUCAUCUACCCAGAGGUCUAAAGGACACACAGGAGUUUUACAGAAGAAUCAGGGUAAUUGUAUUUUUUCUCUGGUGAAAAAUGAAGUUGGCUAGAGUUGUUGUACUAUUAUUGAUUGCUGUUUGGGGAAUCACUGCUACUCCGACUGGCCGUCUCUCAUGUUACAAGAAGAUUCUAAAAGAUCGGAACUGUCAUAACAUCCCAGAGGGAGUGCAGGAUCUUUGGCCAAUGAAAGAAAAACUCCAAGACCAUUUUUGGGAAGGCACAGGGUGUGAGAUGGCGUGCUACUGCAAUUUUAAUGAGCUGCUCUGCUGCCCAAGAGAGAUUUUCUUUGGGCCGAAGAUUUCCUUUGUGAUUCCUUGUACCUCCCACUGAUAAACAAAGCUACAUUGUG